Molecule: messenger RNA, 4497 nt
Organism: Topomyia yanbarensis
Lineage: Eukaryota; Metazoa; Arthropoda; Insecta; Diptera; Culicidae
Product: importin-4-like
Exons: 6
Coding region: 311-3574 (1087 amino acids)
Biological process (GO): protein import into nucleus
Cellular component (GO): cytoplasm; nucleus
Molecular function (GO): small GTPase binding; nuclear import signal receptor activity
Source: RefSeq, a predicted model, not a curated record
CUUCUUUCCACAGAGAAUUCUUAUCAGAAGUUCGCACAUUUUGUAUUUUUGAGGUUAACUUUAUUAAAAAUCUCCCAUCGAAGAAAGGCGUGCGGUGAAAAUUUUCAUGUGUUCUCGAAUUACUGCCUAAUCAUAUUGUCUCGAACACUUACGGGGCCUUGUAAACUAAUCGUAAUCGGUGUUAGGAAGAACACAACCCUUCCGCUUUACAGGUCCGAAAAAACAUAAUUUGUGCAUUUUGCCGUCUGUCAGUGCGAUUAAAAUCUGAAUUGCAAAAAAAGAAAAACGUGAAGCGUGUGAUUGCAUAAAAAUGGAACAAAUUAUCAAAAAUCUUUUGGUUGCUGAUAAUGAUUUGAUACAACAGGGAACCGCCGAUUUGAAGGAAGCUUUCAAGCAUCCUGAAACUAUUCCCCAGCUAUGCGACAUCGCUGUCACCAAUAAGGAUGCCCAGGUGCGCCAAUACAGCGCUAUGCUACUGAAAAGGCAACUAGGAAAAUUGCGCCAUUGGCAGCAGGUCCCAGCCGACCAGCAGUCUCUAAUCAAGCAAGGAAUGUUGGAAGCUAUUGCCAAGGAACCGGAAAAGGCGGUCCGUAACGCGAUUGCGGGCUUUAUUGGGGUGUUAGUUCGACACGAAGCCGCCAAAGACGAGGUUUGGAUGAACGAAGUUCUUAAGUUUUUAUUCGAGAACACUAGCUCUAGUGAUCCGAAGGUGGCGGAAAUGGGCUCUGCCGCACUCUCUUCGAUAACAUCUGCAGCACCGGAUCAGUUUAUUCCACACUUUGAUGCUAUAUGUCAGCUGUUUUCGUCCGCAUUGAUGGCUACGGCGGCCAGCGGAAACAUGUCCACGCCAGUCGUACACAACAUCUUGCUAAGUAUGUCGAACAUGGUUUCGUUUAUAACUGGCCAUCCAACGGCAGAAAACACCUAUCAGGCGUCAAUUCCGUACAUAGUUAAAGCUCUCGCAGGUUUUGCCCAGCAGGACACGUACAAAUAUAUCGAAGCAUUUGAAAUUCUGGAAACUUUGGCUGACGAAUCUUCGCGAAUUCUUACUCCUCACUUGAAACUUCUGAUUGAGUUCUGUCUGCAGAUAGCACAGAAGAAUGAAUUGGAAGAUUCCGUGCGAGUGAAAUCCAUCACAUACAUUGGAUGGUUGGUCAGAUCGAAAAAGAAAAUGAUCAUUAAACAAAAACUGAUUGAGCCGAUUGUAGUUGAACUGUUUAAACUGAUGCGCGUUGCACCGGAGAUAGAGGACGAGGAUGAAGAAUACUUCGGCAGCAAUGAAGUUUGCACCCCUAGUACUUGUGCUGCUCAGACGCUGGACGUCCUAGCUUUGCAUAUUCCUCCGAAGCAGUUGAUUCCUACAUUGAUGGCGCUGUUGGAACCUGCUUUUAGAGGAAACGAUGCGCUCGCGAAGAAAGCCUCUUAUCUGUCAAUAGCUGUUAUCGCGGAAGGCUGCUCAGAGCAUAUAUGCAGCAAAUAUCUGAAACCUUUGCUGGAUAUUAUAAAAGCUGGAAUAACGGAUCCUAAUCCCAUGAUUCGCAAUGCGGCGUUGUUCGCCUUGGGGCAAUUUUCCGAAUACCUACAGCCGGAAAUAUCGCAAUAUGCCGAAGAAAUACUUCCGAUUCUAUUCGAAUUUCUGCAGCAGCUCCGCUUGCAAAUUCAUAGCGGUGGCAAAGAGCCAAAGCACAUUGAUCGCGUUUUCUAUGCCCUGGAGACGUUCUGCGAAAACUUGGAAGAUCAACUAACGCCCCAUUUGCCAAUUCUGAUGGAACGCCUUUUUGAAGCUCUGGACGCACGCAAUACCGUUCACCUGCGGGAACUUUCGCUAACUGCUAUUGCUGCAACUGCAAAUGCCGCAAAAACGAACAUGUUGCCAUACUUUCCCCGCUUAAUCGACCAGCUCAAAAUGUAUUUGGUCAAAACUGAAGAUGAAGAUAUUUGCACCUUACGUCCCCAGGCGAUCGAUACGUUCGCUGCGCUGGUCAGAACAAUUGGCAGAGAUAAUUUUCUACCAUUGGCGGUGGAUACGCUGAAUUUGGGCCUCACAAUGCUGGAUGGUUGCACCGAUCCGGAUCUACGACGAAGCUGCUACAAUCUUUUCGCAUCCAUGGCUGCUUCAGUCAAAGAAGACAUGGCCGGAUCAUUGAAUAAGAUUGUUGAAUCUAUGCUGGAGAGCGUCAAGAGUACAGAGGGAAUAGUACCAACGUAUAACGAUGAUAAUGAGGAUGGCCUUGUUCUUCCAAAUGGAGUUGAUGAAGAGGAAGAUGACGAUCAAGAGUACGACAUUGAAAAUUCCGACAACGAUAAUGAGGAUGAAGAUCUCGCUGGAUACAGUGUAGAAAAUGCUUUCAUGGAUGAAAAAGAGGAAGCCAUUCUGGCGCUGAUGGAAUUUGCGGAACACACUGGACCGGCAUUUGCACCGUUUAUCCAAACUGCCUUCGAAGAAAUCUAUAAACUAAUCAAUUAUCCGAGCGAAGAUAUUCGCAAAGCAUCGAUUGAUGCUCUAAAGCAGUUCGUAAUUUCUCUGCACGAGCUAGGAAACGUAGAAGGCGUGAAUCAAACGAUACUCAUACUCAUUCCUAAAUUGAGCCAAAUAAUCCGUACGGACGAAGAACGUUCGGUUGUCAUGGCUGCCUUGGACGCCUACAGCGACAUCAUGGAGAAAGUCGGUGCUGCUGCCAUUCAAGCUGACGGACAAAAGGAUGCGAUUUUCGGAUGUAUAGUCGAUGUUCUGAACGGUAAGGUAGCCUGUCAAUUCGAUGAACCGGUCGAUGAAGAGCAGGAAGAGAGUGAGUAUGAUGAAGCGAUCAUCGAAUCUGCUGGAGAUAUUUUACCCAAAUUCGGUCGUGCGUUAUCUUCGGCAGAAUUUGCGGUUUACUUUGGACGUGUUUGGCCUUAUUUCAUUCAAAAGAUAGAAAAAACGAAGCAGAAAGACGAAACGACAGACUCACAGCGCGCUUUCGCAAUAGGCGUUUUGUCCGAGUGUUUCAGCGGCCUUAAGGAGUUUACGGUUAACUGGUUCGAAACAUUGUUGCCAAUUUUCCUAUCGUGUGUGCAGGAUCGCAACAAUGAAGUGCGGAACAAUGCUGUGUACGGUAUUGGUGAAAUGGUUUUAAACGGGAAUGAAUGCUCAUACAAGCACUACCCACAAAUUUUGACAUCACUUUCCGGUGUAGUUGCUAAAGAGCAGCAUCCCGGCACGCUGGACAACAUUUGCGGUGCUCUGGCACGCCUGAUAACCACCAACAGUAGUUUAGUCCCAAUGAAGGAAGUUCUUCCAGUAUUCGUCCAAUAUCUGCCACUGCGGGAGGAUUUCGAAGAGAAUAUGGCUGUAUUCCGCAGCUUAGAUGUCAUCUACCGACAAGGAAACGACAAUUUGAUCCCACUGUUGGGUCGUGUUCUGAUCAUCGGACUACAGGUUCUGUACAAAAAACAACACAAUAAUGACGAUUGUCGCGACUUGGUGUUCAAUUUCGUGAAACAGAUCAGCAAGGACUUCCCCGAAAAGUUUGCCGAGGUUGUGCGCAGCGAUGCCGAGAUUGCCAACUUCGUUCAAACGCUUCCGCUCCAGUAGAAGACGGCGCGCGUGCAUUUAAUGCGCAAAUUGUACGUAUCAUAUAUUGACCCGUAUCUGCAAACCUGCGUGCGCCGUGUGGAAAUGAAAAGUGAGCAGCCACCUAAAACGUCCAACGGGGUAGCUAGAUUUGCAGACGAUGGUAGUCUGAAAUGAGUGAGAGCGGAACGGAACUGUGACACGCGGAGUCAAACUAGGGAUAUGAUGAUAAAGAUUGAGUGUUAAGCAUGCACGAACCUUUCCUCUAGAAUGUGGCAAAUAUCCAUAGAGCAUUUUACCUAUUCUAUAUACUAACAGAACGCAGUAUAUUACUCAAAACUCUGAUAAACAUUAUUUUCUAUUUGUUUUGUAACUCUAACCUAAUGUUAACAUCAAUAUGUUAUAGUUUAUUUAUUCAUCUUAGAAUAAUUUGUUUUGAAAACAUAAAAUGUGAGGUUAUUAUCCAAUAAUAAACUAUGUUUCCUAUAAUUUUUCACAAAUAAUGCAAACCUUGAAUCAAGCCAAUAUUGUCCAACGCAACAAUAAAAACCGUACUUCUCCACCAUACAGAUCCAUAGAAAUAACGAGCGUAUCACUAUCCUAUUCACAAUAAUCGAAACAUGUUAUUUUUAUACCGAUUGAUAGACAAAUUUAAGCAUAUCCAGCCAGGAAAAUGGUACGUAAAUUUAGUGUUUCAGAUGGUACAUUGUUUCGCUGAGAACGACUCAACCAACGAUGAAAGCCACACCAUUACGAACAUGCCGUUUUCUCAAUAUGGACAAUAUGUUGGUUCCUAGAAGCAUAAGAAAUAUUACAAUAGGUAGACCGUUGAAUGGAAAAUCGUCAAACAAAGUCUGAUCGAAAAAUUCGCACUAUUUACUGUCCUUUCCGUAGCAUGUUAUGUUUAUAUCGCCAACUAGAAAUACAAGUUUUAUCUGAAACUG